Messenger RNA from Cercocebus atys (sooty mangabey), 1008 nucleotides. Its product is annotated as protein FAM181A-like. NCBI's taxonomy places the organism in Eukaryota, Metazoa, Chordata, Mammalia, Primates, Cercopithecidae. The transcript has a single exon. The record is from RefSeq and is a predicted model, not a curated record. The annotation marks the transcript as partial.
UGAGGGUUCUCGAUUUGGGCCCUGAUUCCAGCCCCGGCGGGGGUGGGGGCUGCAAGGAGAAGGCGCUGAGGAACCCCUACAGGGAGGAAUGUCUUGCUAAGGAGCAGCUCCUACAGGGGCAGCAUCCAGAAGCUGCCCAGCCUGGCCAGGUGCCCAUGAGGAAAAGACAGCUGCCUGCUUCCUUCUGGGAAGAGCCGAGGCCCACCCACAGCUACCAUGUGGGGCUGGAGGGGGGACUGGGCCCCAGGGAGGGACCUCCCUACGAGGGUAAGAAAAAUUGCAAGGGCUUGGAGCCCCUGGGACCUGAGAUUGUCCCAGUGCCCAUGUCUCCGAGGGCCCUGGCUGAAAAGGAGCCACUCAAGAUGCCUGGGGUCUCCCUGGUGGGCCGCGUCAAUGCCUGGAGUUGCUGCCCCUUCCAGUACCAUGGACAGCCCAUCUACCCGGGCCCGCUGGGGGCCCUGCCUCAGAGUCCUGUCCCCAGCCUGGGCCUGUGGAAGAAGAGUCCAGCCUUUCCUGGGGAGCUGGCGCACCUCUGCAAGGAUGCGGACGGCCUGGGGCAGAAGGUGUGCAGGCCUGUGGUGCUGAAACCCAUUCCGACCAAGCCGGCCGCGCCCCCACCCAUCUUCAAUGUCUUUGGCUACCUCUAGCCGGGCCGAGAGGGCCUCAGCCCCCACCUCUGGCCCGCAGGAGUGUCGAGGUCCCUGAGGUGCUCUCCUGUGAGGAGGUGGCUGGGCCACAGUGUGGCCUCUUCCAUUUGUGUGCGUAUGGGAGCGGAGGGCAGGAUUGGGGCGGGGCUCCUCAAGCAGUCACCCUUCAGUCUUGCCGCCUUGGAAGCUGGGGGGCUGGUUGGCCCCUCCCCAAGCAGGCCAGGGCCCAGCAGCUUGUCCCGCUGUCCCUGUGCAGCCCAUGGGUGCUAGGAUGUUGCCCUUGCUUGCAGACACCCCGGAAGCCAGAGUGACACAUCUGUUCACCUGCCACCCACUCUGCAAGCCAAUCUCAGUUGUUGUU